Adineta steineri is the source of this 945-nucleotide messenger RNA. The record is from the annotation of a GenBank genome assembly. NCBI's taxonomy places the organism in Eukaryota, Metazoa, Rotifera, Eurotatoria, Adinetida, Adinetidae.
AUGAAUUCAUCGACAAGACAAGUACCAAAUAUUAUCGUCGAUUCAUCGAUUAUAAUUUUAGCUUCAAUUAAGAUCUGUAUUUCAGCAAGUCUAUUUGGAUUCAUUACUUAUCAUACAAUAAUAUCAAAAAAUUCUCCACAUCGAGUAGCACUUCUUUUAACUGCUAAUGUUUAUUUAUCUUUGCUACUUUCCUCAAUAUUAUUUCUUGAAGAAUAUAUAUGGAUUUUAUUAGGACAUAAAUAUUCAUUAGCAUCUUUAGACAAUGGAAUACUUUGUCAAAUUCGUAUCUAUCUUCAAUAUGUAUUAGUAAGUGCAAUAUGUUAUUCAAAUGCAUUACAAGCAAUCUAUCGUUUAUGUCGAAUUAUUUUCUAUACCAAAAAAUCAUAUCAAUCUUUUCAACUUUAUCAAAUAUUAAUUAUUAUUCAAUGGAUUUUAUGUUUUUUAAUUAUCAUUCCUAAUCUUUGUUUCGGUGAUUUUAAAUAUUCAAUUAAUGAUUAUAGUUGUCAACUUGAUUACACAAACUAUCGAGGUGUUUUCAUGAUGGGUACUUUAUCUUUUAGUAUACCAAUGACUAUAAUUGUUGGAUGUAAUAUCUAUACAAUUAAAAAAAUGCGAAGAAGAAACAAUAAUGAUAUUGAAGUAAUGACACAACUUCAACGAAUGAUUGUACAACGUGAUUUAGUUGUACUUUUUAGACUUUUAAUUCUACUUGGAAUAUUAAUGACUUUUGGUAUUAUUCCCGUAAUGAUUAUUUUAAUAAAUAUUUUCACUGGACUUGUUCCAUGGUGGUCAUCACAAAUUCAAUGGCUUGUGUUUAAUAUAUUAACAACUAUUGUUAGUAUUGUUUUAAUAAUAAUAUCUCCUCAUGUUCAUAAUUUAUGGAAAAGAAAGCCUUCUCAUCUGAAUUGUCGUCGUCAUGCUGUUGUAAAACAUGUUGUUAUUUAA